UGAUGUGGAUGAAGAAGAGCAGCUGUCCUGCCUGGACGUUUCUACCAGCUGUGGAUUUAGACCAUGCAUCAAGUCAGACUGGAAAAUAAAUGAGUCUUUAGAUGAACAUCAAAAUAACAUGAGGAUGAGACAUGAACAUGUGACGGAAGGAACUGAUGAAAAACAGAGAGGACCUCUCCUCAAAAAGAUCUACACUGAGCUCUACAUCACAGAGGGACUGAGAGAAGAAGUUCAUACCCAACAUGAGGUCUGGCAACUGGAGACAAUCUCCUGGAACAACUUGCUCCACAAUGCUCCAAUCAGGUGCCAAGAUAUCUUCAAAGUUUUAACUGACCAACAUGGAUCCAUCAGAGUGGUUCUGACCAUUGGUGUCGCUGGAAUUGGAAAAACCUUCUCAGUGCAGAAGUUCACUCUGGACUGGGCCGAGGGCUUCAAGAACCAAGACAUCAGUGCAGUGGUUCCUCUGUCAUUCAGGGAGAUGAACUUGAUCAGAGAUGAGCAGCACAGUCUUCUCACUCUCAUCCAACUUUUCCAUCCAACCUUCCAGAAGAUCCCAGCAGAGCAGCUGUCUGUCUGUAAACUUCUCUUCAUCUUUGAUGGUCUGGAUGAAAGCAGACUUUCUCUGGACUUCAACAACAGUCAGGUGGUGUCUGAUGUCACUCAGAAGUCAUCAAUCAAUGUUCUUCUGACAAACCUCAUCCAGGGACGUCUGCUUCCCUCAGCUCUGGUCUGGAUCACUUCCAGACCUGCAGCAGCCAAUCAGAUCCCUCCUUCGUGUGUCUCCAGGGUAACAGAAGUACGAGGCUUCACCGACUCCCAGAAGGAGGAGUACUUCAGGAGGAGAUUCAGUGACGAAGAUCUGUCCAGCAGAAUCAUCUCCCACAUCAAGGCCUCCAAGAGUCUCUUCAUUAUGUGUGGAGUUCCAGUUUUCUGCUGGAUCACUGCUGUGGUUCUGGAGAACAUGUUGACCACAGAGAAAAGAAAAGAGCUUCCCACCACCAUGACUGACAUGUACUCCCACUUCCUGAUGGUCCAGACAAAGAGGAAGAAGAUCAAAUACCAGCAGGAACAUGAAGAGAAUCCACAGGAGCUGACAGAGGCUGACAUGGAAGUUCUUCUGAAGCUGGGGAGGCUGGCAUUUGAACAUCUGGAGAAAGGAAACAUCAUGUUCUACCAAGAAGACCUGGAGCAGUGUGGUCUGGAUGUCACAGAGGCUUCUUUGUACUCAGGAGUUUGUACUGAGAUCUUCAGAAGAGAGUGUGGGAUCUUCCAGAAACCAGUCUACUGCUUUGUUCAUCUGAGUGUUCAGGAGUUUCUGGCUGCAGUUUACAUGAUCCACUGUUACAACAACAAGAAGACAGAGGUGGUGGAGAAUCUCCUGAAGAAUCAAACAAACAUCUCUACUCUAGAUAAGUUUCUUAGCAGGAUCAUGAAGAAAUCCCUGCAGAGUCAAACUGGUCACCUGGAUCUGUUUGUUCGUUUUCUUCAUGGUCUCUCUGUGGAGUCCAACCAGAGACUCUUGGGAAGUCUGCUGGGUCAGACAGAGAACAGUCCAGAAAUUAUCCAGAGAAUCAUCAACAACCUGAAGGAAAUGAAGACCAAUGACAUGUCUCCUGACAGAAGCAUCAACAUCUUCCACUGUCUGAUGGAGAUGAAGGACCCCUCAGUUCAUCAGGAGAUCCAAGAGUUCCUGAAGUCAGAGAACAGAUCAGAGAAGGAACUUUCAGAGAUCCAUUGCUCAGCUUUGGCCUACAUGCUGCAGAUGUCAGAGGAGGUUCUGGAUGAGUUAAACCUUAACAGUUACAAAACCACCGGGGAAGGUCGAUGGAGACUGAUUCCAGCUGUAAGAAACUGCAGGAAAUUUAUGAUAGGGGUUGUGUUAAAGCCUUCUGAAACUGGUACCUACAGAUACGAACUCUCAGAGAAUGACUGUGAAGCUGUGGCUUCAGCCCUGAAGUCCAACCCAUCUCAUUUGAUAGAACUGGACCUGAGCAAGGCCAAGCUAAAGGAUUCAGCUCUGGAGGUUUUGUCUGGUGGUCUGAAGAGUCCAAAUUGCAAACUAGAGACUCUGAGGUUGGAAAACUGCAACAUGUCAGAGAUCAGCUGUGCUGCUCUGGGUUCAGCACUGCAGUCAAAUCCAUUCCAUCUGAAGCAUUUAUAUCUGAGCUUCAACAACCUGCAGCACUGUGGAUUUGAUAGCCUGUGUGCUGUUCUGGAGAGUCCAAACUGCAAACUGCAGACUCUGAGGUUAAUUGGCUGCCGAUUGUCAGAACCCAACUGUGCUGCUCUGGGAUCAGCUUUGAAAUCCAACCCGUUCCAUCUGAUAGAACUGGAUCUGAACAGGAAUAAGAUGGUAAAAGAUUCAGGACUAAAGCUUCUGUGCGGUUUUCUGGGGAGACCAGACUGCAGACUCAAGACUCUGAGGUUAAAGGAAUGCACUUUAUCAGAAGACAGCUGUGCAGAGAUAGUCUCAGCUCUGAGGUUCAACCCGUCCCACCUGACAGAACUAGACAUGAGUGAAAACCAGCUGGAGGAUUCAGGAGUGAAGCAUCUCAUAGGUUUUCUGAAGAGUCCAGCUUGCAGACUGAAGACUCUAAGGCUGGCUGGCUGCAGUUUGUCAAAGCCCAGCUGUGACAAUCUGGUCUCAGCUCUUAAGUCCAACCCAUCCUAUCUGACUGAACUGGACUUGAGCUGGAACUGCCUGGAGGAAUCAGAUGUUCUGGAGCUCUCUGACAUGGCGAAGAGUCCAGAUGUCAAACUGGAGACUUUAAAAUGGGAUUGAUGAAGACGACCUUGCUGUGAUCCGCUCAUGAUAGUCCAGCGGAGAAGCAGCAGCAUUUGAGCUGGUUUGGUUUUCCCAAGAUUCUGUUUCAACUCAGUUUGGUGGUGAAGGAUUGAAAAUUUUACUCUUGUCAAGAAGUUCUUUGUACAUUUCACAGCUAAGUCUAAUUUGUCUGUGAGUAUUGUUUUUCCUCAUAGGUUAGAUGCCUGCAUCCUGUUUUAUUAUCUGGAUCUUUCUGAUCUGUCUGAGGGUUAUGAUGAAAAACACAUUCUGAAUAAAACACCUAAUCUGCCUCUUAGUUGAUUUUAGUUUAGUUACAAACCUGGAAAAAAACAUUUUUUAAUCAUUUCGUUUGGUAGUGGCAGGACAAAAUUCAUUGGCACUUUUGUUUCAUAAACUGAAAAGUAUAUAAGUAUAUUUUACCAUGGUAGCAUUGCUGGCAUGGACACAGAUACCCAAAAUAUUGUUUCCCCACCUCAGUAUCAAACCGGAUUUGUACUUUGAAUCUUAUGUCAUUGUGUCUUACAUUAUUUGUAUACUUGGGGCCAGGGGAUUUGGACAGUGUCUUCUGUGUGUAAAGUUCAUUUAUUUUUGCUUUAAAAAUUGAAGUUGAAAAUG
Messenger RNA from Oryzias latipes (Japanese medaka), 3400 nucleotides. Its product is annotated as protein NLRC3-like. Lineage: Eukaryota; Metazoa; Chordata; Actinopteri; Beloniformes; Adrianichthyidae. The record is from RefSeq and is a predicted model, not a curated record. Gene Ontology annotation, molecular function: protein binding.